Molecule: messenger RNA, 600 nt
Organism: Lachancea meyersii CBS 8951
Lineage: Eukaryota; Fungi; Ascomycota; Saccharomycetes; Saccharomycetales; Saccharomycetaceae
Source: the annotation of a GenBank genome assembly
AUGGGGGACAAGGAACAGCUUCUGGAGGAUCCAAUUGGCCUAAUUCGCGAAACCAGGAACAAUUUCUCGCUGGUGAACGAUGUGGAAUCGCUGUCAAACGUUACUCGUAACAUCGAUGAGCUACAGAGGUUGAUCCAGGAGAAAGUGAAGUCGAGGGACGAAGAGGUUAGGCAGUUGGACGCUGCGGGUCGGAAAACGGAAAAUAGACUGGAAGUACUGCGACAGGCGCAAUUGGCGUCGAACUCGAACGGUCGGAAUAGGUCUUCGAGCAUGGACGAGACUGCACAGCUUGCACAAGAGCUGGAGGAACUGGAACAACGAUUGCUAGCGAUGCGAACAGAAGUAGACCAGGGUCUGCAGGAUCUCGUACGCGAAGGCAGUUCAGACAGGGACCGUGAAUUGGUGGAAGAGGCGAGGCCCGUGGACCGAGCUCACAAGGCGAAUAUCUUGAAAAUCCAGGUUUUCCGGUCACUGGGAGUGGUAUUGAAUCUGUCGAACCGAACGGCAGUGCUUAAUCGUGCUGGCACGCUGGACGUGGUGGCGCUGGACGACUCCAGCAGCGAAUUCUAUCGCACCAAGUAUCUGUGGGACAGGUUAUAG